GCGAAUACUGGAUCGACCCCAACCAAGGCUGCAACCUGGACGCCAUCAAGGUCUACUGUAACAUGGAGACGGGUGAGACGUGCGUCUACCCCACCCAGGCCACCAUUGCCCAGAAGAACUGGUACCUCAGCAAGAACCCCAAGGAGAAGAAGCACAUCUGGUUCGGCGAGACGAUGAGCGACGGCUUCCAGUUCGAGUACGGUGGUGAGGGCUCCAACCCAGCCGACGUCGCCAUCCAGCUGACCUUCCUCCGCCUGAUGUCCACCGAGGCCGCCCAGAACAUCACCUACCACUGCAAGAACAGCGUCGCCUACAUGGACCAGGACACCGGUCCGCUGCCCGGUGAGUGGUGCGGGGGAUGGUCGCGGUGGCGGCGGUGGGGACGCGUUGUGGGGACGGGGCUGAUCCCGACCUCCCCGCAGAGUCACACCGGCGCGUGGGGCAAGACAGUCAUCGAGUACAAGACGACGAAGACCUCUCGCCUGCCCAUCAUCGAUUUGGCUCCCAUGGACGUUGGCGCUCCAGACCAGGAAUUCGGCAUCAACAUCGGCCCCGUCUGCUUCUUGUAA
Phaethon lepturus (White-tailed tropicbird) is the source of this 569-nucleotide messenger RNA. RefSeq names its product collagen alpha-1(I) chain-like. The transcript is spliced from 3 exons. NCBI's taxonomy places the organism in Eukaryota, Metazoa, Chordata, Aves, Phaethontiformes, Phaethontidae. The annotation marks the transcript as partial. Gene Ontology annotation, molecular function: extracellular matrix structural constituent. The record is from RefSeq and is a predicted model, not a curated record.